CAGACUCUACACAGGUCGUUACUAACUCUUUAGAUUCAGCUACUCCAAUACUUAUCAAUAACAUCAAGUUCAGACUAUCAUGGCGAGUUGUCCACCAGUGCUAGUGAUGUACAAUCCCGUCUGUGGAGAUGGCACUGCCGAGACCUUUUUCAAUGAGCAUGUCUUUCCUCGUCUCGAGGAAGCGCAUAUCCAAGUUACCCAAAAGAUGGCAACUGGAGCCGCUGGACAUGCGGGUACCAUAGCGUUCGACUUUCUCGAACGAUAUGAGGGCAACGUGACAGUCAUAUUGGGCUCCGGCGAUGGAACUUUGCACGAAAUCAUCAACGCCCUCUCACUCGUGGCACUGAAGGGUGUACGCAAGAAUGUUGUAUCAUCCUCAGUUCGUGUAGUUCUUAUCCCAUGUGGGACGGCAAACGCUCUCUACUGCUCAUUGUUCAAGCCAAUCUCCAUGAAUGAGGGCCCGGCAUACAAGCUGAAGUCUCUUGAAGCAUUCAUCAUGGGUUCGGAUGUCGUUCCACUCACGCUGACUGUCACGACCCUAUCUGCUCCACCGAGCUCAAAGCAAAGUUGUUCCAAUGUCGCUGUUUCGGCGGUAGUGACAUCUACUGCUUUGCACGCCUCUAUCCUCCAUGACUCCGAGAGUCUGAGGAAAGAACUGCCAGGCAUUGAAAGAUUCAAAGUUGCUGCGAGGAACAACAUUACACAAUGGUACAGCAGCCAUGUCAAGCUGUUGCCUACGCCAUCUGCUCAGGCUGUGGAGAUAUACGAUCCAGACCAAAAGACUUUCGUAAUUCACAAGGAUUCAGAUGCUCAUGGAAUUGUGGAUGUGCAUGGUCCAUUCGCAUACUUUCUUUCUACCGUCAAUGUCGAUCGUUUGGAACCUGCUUUUAGAAUCACCCCUCUUGCGUCCGACAUUGUUUCGUCGGAGGUCUCACUAGACCUUGUCAUGGUUCGACCUCACCGUGAUCCCACCUUUGUCAUGGAUACCAUAGAAGCUCGAAAUGCCUUUGCAGAGAAAUCAGUCGCUGUGCUAACUGCAGCAUACCAAGAUGGGAACCACAUCAACUUUAGAUAUACCGACGAUGGAAAGAUGACCAAUGAAGGGACAGGUCCCACUGUGGUAGAAUAUAUCCGGUGCAAAGGAUGGGAAUGGAUACCUGAUGAGGCCGACGAAAGGGCCCACCUUGUAUGCUCGGAUGGAGCCAUAUUCUCGAUUGUGAAAGGCGGAAAGGCAGCAUGCAGUGCAGCAGUACCAGCCGAUGGUGCAGAAUUUUCGGUAUACGUCUAAUGUCAAGCAAAGUUAUUUAGGAGCGCAUCUCCGUCACAGGUUGUUUGUGUAAUGUAAUGGGUUGACGAUAAUCUGUUGCGUUCGUCCGCCGGUCUUAGUACUGCGCUCCAACAGGUGCGAUAAUCGCCCUCGGCCCUAUUAAAUUAGAUUUAGGCAUGGUGAAAGGAGCACACCGUGUGACUUGAACUCCAGCCCCCUUGAUAUACGUAGUACGGUAGUACUAAGCUUACCAAGGUCCAUGCUC
Messenger RNA from Suillus discolor, 1532 nucleotides. RefSeq names its product ATP-NAD kinase-like domain-containing protein. Gene Ontology annotation, biological process: sphingosine biosynthetic process. NCBI's taxonomy places the organism in Eukaryota, Fungi, Basidiomycota, Agaricomycetes, Boletales, Suillaceae. Gene Ontology annotation, cellular component: cytoplasm; membrane; intracellular membrane-bounded organelle. The transcript has 3 exons. The record is from RefSeq and is a predicted model, not a curated record. The coding region runs from base 80 to 1288 and encodes 402 amino acids.